AUGGCACGCAAGUACAGCGUCGGCAACCCAGGUGGUGGCGAGGCAUCCAGAGAGGCCUGGGAACGCUAUACCUGGCUGUCCAUAAGCAAAGAGUGCCACAAGCGCGGCUACUUUCCUGCCACCUCGGCCUAUGAUGAGAAGGGUCUUUUGAGAGAGUCAGCAUGCCCUGAUCUUCACCAUCAUGUGUAUGUCACCUACUAUAGCGCUGUAGAUGCGAUGCCUGUCAUUAAGCUCAAACACGGCGUGGUGGUAAUCGAGUGGACUACUGCUAAGCAGCACGAACGCCAGCAGCGUAUUGCCGACAACUCGUAUGAUUUGACUACUUCUGAUUAUUCAUAUAUGUCCUGA
This is a messenger RNA of Aureobasidium uvarum, 348 nucleotides long. The record is from the annotation of a GenBank genome assembly. Lineage: Eukaryota; Fungi; Ascomycota; Dothideomycetes; Dothideales; Saccotheciaceae.